This is a messenger RNA of Etheostoma spectabile (orangethroat darter), 4802 nucleotides long. RefSeq names its product aspartate beta-hydroxylase (gene asph). The transcript has 13 exons. Gene Ontology annotation, cellular component: membrane; endoplasmic reticulum. Gene Ontology annotation, biological process: peptidyl-aspartic acid hydroxylation. The coding region runs from base 181 to 1587 and encodes 468 amino acids. Lineage: Eukaryota; Metazoa; Chordata; Actinopteri; Perciformes; Percidae. The record is from RefSeq and is a predicted model, not a curated record. Gene Ontology annotation, molecular function: peptidyl-aspartic acid 3-dioxygenase activity.
GAAGGAGCACUGGCAUUUGAGAGUAGAAAGCCAGUAGAGAAAGAGGGGAGGGACAGAAAGAGACUGAGAAGAGGCAAGACCAGGAGGUAGAGAUACCCUUCCCCCUUUAGCUCGGACUGUAGGCUGUCUUUGUGGCCAGUUAACCUGUUAUUUGGCAAGCCAGGCCGUCACUUGGCAGGGAUGGGUGAUCCAGCGACCCUGGUUGAGUCCGUCACAUCUCCUAUUGUCACGGCAAUCCCCGCGGUGAUAGCUGAGGAAAUGCAAGAUGCUAAUAAAGCCCAAUCAGCCAAUAAGAAUGGCAAGAAGGCGGACUGUGGGUCCGGCAGCGGCAGCUUCUUCACCUGGUUCAUUGUCCUGGCCCUGCUGGGUGUCUGGACGUCUGUAGCCGUGGUUUACUUCGACCUGGUCGACUAUCAGGGAGUCGUUGACAAGGCUAAGGGCUUACAAAUUAACCUGUCUGAGGCCUUGCAAGGUAAACUGGUGGCAUACGAUACAGAUGGGGAUGGUGAUUUUGAUGUCGAGGAUGCUAAAGUUCUGCUAGGACUAAAAGAGAAGGCUGUUGUCGUCACUUCCCGUAAAGAAGAAGCCGCUGCCCCAGUGGAGACUCCUGAUGCUGAACCUACACCAGAAGCUGUUUUUGAGCCUGAGCCGGUGCCUGUGGAAGAUGUGAUCGAAGCCGUUGUAGCAGAGGACACUUCUGCACCUCCGCCAGAGCCUGAACCUGAGGUAGCAGAUGAGCCUGAGGCGGAACCAGAGCCCGAACCGGAGCCUGAACCCGAACCAGAGCCCGUGGAGACUCCCGAGGUGAUCGAGGAGGACCCGGAGGUGCUGGAGGAGGAGGAGCCUUCUGUUGUGGAAGAGGAGGCCCCUGUGGAGGAGGUUGUUCCAGUUGAGGAGAUUGAAGAGAUGAUGGCAGACCAGUCUGAAGAGGAGGCAGCCGCUGAAGAGGAAACGGCAACAGAGCAGGCUGAGGAGGAGGAGGAGGCUGCCGACAAAGCCACAGAGGAGUUUGUAGCAGACGUGGAGGCUGCAGUGGAGCAAGACGAGGAGGCUGCCGACGAGACUGGGGAGGAAAUUUUAGCAGAGGUGGAGGCUGCAUUGGAGGCCGCAAUGGAGGAAGUUGAGGAAACCGAGGAGGCUGCUGCUGAAGAGGUGGCAUCAGAUGCUGAGACUGUAGAGGAAGAAGCUGCUCCUACAGAAGAAGCUGUUGAGGAGUUUGCUGAAGAGGAGGCAGCACGUUCAGAGGAACCUGCUGAAGAGGAGGCAGCUCCAGCAGAAGAAUCUGUGGAGGAGGAUGCAGCAACUUCAGAAGAAACUGUUGAGGAGUUACUGCAAGAAGAGGAAGCAACUAUUCCAGAAGAGGAGGCUGCUGAAGAAGAGGAGGCCGCUCCAUCAGAAGAGGCAGCGGAGGAGCCUGUAGAGGCCGCUGAAGAGGAGGCAACUCCAGAAGAAGUUGUAGUGGAGGAGCGAACGGUACCAGUAACGGAGACCGAAGAAGUAGCACACGAAGUAGAGGAUGCAGCAGAAGAAGCAGCAGAGUUUGUUGAGACAGAGGAACAGAUUCAGGAUGAGCCCACAGAAACGUAAAGGCUGCCACGAUCGUCCCGGUGACGGAACAGGGACCCACUGACCUUGCAUCAGCACCAUCUGAGCGUGCUCAGAGUGAUGAUGCACCCCUCCACCUCCAGUGAAACAAUUGAGUUGUUAUGACAACACUCCCCCCUCCCCCCCCAUCUGUUCCCACCUUCCUUUCAAUUUUUCUUUUGGUGUAAACGUGAGAUAAUUGAUAACUUGUUUACUAAUAUGGUACUCCCUGUUUUUACCCUUUUUUUUUUUCUUUUAAUCACCAUUCUUAAAGCACCCAUUUCCAUUUUUGUUCAGGGUGAUUCAGUUCUGUGUGACUGGCCAUGUGAAAGCUGUGUGGGGUGUGUGGUGUGUGGUGUGUGUGUGUGUGUGUGUGGGGGUGUGGGUGUGUGUGUGGGGGGGUGUGGGGAUGUGUGUGUGUGUGGGGUGUGUGUUGUUCUAGCCAGUCUACCGGAGUCUGUCAAAUUAAACCGGUCUUUUAUUUUGAAGUCUCUGUGAUAGUUGCUUCCUGGAGCUGAAUUCUGUUAAGUAAACGGAGACCAAAGUUGAUAGCUGAGCCAUCGUCAGACAGUUUGAAAUAUGUCUGCGUCAGAGGACCCAGGUCACACUGCAGACUUUCUCCAUCUGGGCCUCCCCCCCCCCCCCCCCCCCCCCAAAAAAAAAUCAGCUUGACGGACGUUAUUUCUGCCCCUCUAAGUUCAGCAUGUAGAAGCCCAUCUCCAUUCAGCUUGUCAGUUCUGCUCAGCGUUGUAGAUUCUAUGCAAAGCUGUCGUGAUGUCCGUAACCUACCUCCCCCCCACCCAGCUAAGUUAAUUUACCACUCAGUAUAUGUGUGUCAACUCCAGGUGAGCUUGCGUGUGUGUGUUGUAUGAUGAGCAUGAUCUUGAGCAUGACACAUCUUUUACUCAUCGAUACUUUCUGUGAGCCGUAGAAGUCAUGACACAGUUCCAGGAGUUUGUCGUUUAACUUUUUUUUCUUCUUCUUGUUUGUUCUCUAACUUUACCUCUGAGUGUUUGUGUUCUGUAGAUUCCUUUUCCCAUUUUCAGAUAUGAUUCCUUAGCUCAUCUGACUAGACGAUCUUAAAGCUUAAUAUGAAGUUAGAACUUUAAACUUCAGCUCUUUCAGUUUAAACUGUGAUGUAAAUUAGGACAUCCUGGACGGUGCAAAGCUGUCACACUGUGGUGUAAAGGUUAUUUUUUCAAAUACAUCAGCCACACAUGGAUCUGGCUGUCAGGCUGAUUCCACUUUCUUUAGUGGUAGCUUCAGUGUAAGCGAUCGGUUAUCUCUGGCUCACGGAGGGUUGACUAGAUCAGAUAUCACGUUCCUGCGGAUGUCGGUCAGAACUACUGACUGACAACCAGUUCACUGAUCAAGAUCUUUGGUUUCUUUUAUCAGUGGCGUGUGUUUUAUUCUAAAAGGGAGACUUAGUGACACAUGUCUUUAGUCACUGUUCCCUUUUCCUUUUGAGAAAUCUGAAUUUUUGUGUUUUUUUUUUUUAAAAUCAUUGAUCCAUGGUAGCAGGGCCCCUGUGAGGCCAAACAGCAUCUUACAAACCAUUCCAUCACAUAACUAAAGUUUAAGGAUUAAGAAGGCUUUUUGAGAGAUUUAUGUAUUUUGUUUCAUCCUUUGGAGUCCCUGUUGUAUCACAAGCGAUACGACUUUGACACUAAGGGGGUUUUCACACCUGUAGUUUGUUUUCUCUGGUCCGAAUCAGUUGAGUUUGUAAACUUGGAGCGUUUCCUGUUUUUGGUUCGGUUUCAUUUCAUUUUUAUAGAAACUACCUUCUGUUAGAUCGUGGGAUCAUAUGUGAAUUCAUGAGAUCUCGUGGGUCCUCGUGACUUCAGCUGUCAGUCAUGGCUGCAGCCGUUCUGCAACAAAUCCGGACCUGGUGGGUAUCGAAGGACCGCGGAGCACGGAGCCGACACGCAGCUGGUGGAAAUCCAGUGUCAAAUUUGCCAGAAGUUCGUCAGGGUUUUCCCAGACUACCUGAGUUCUGGUCUAGGGCUACUAUUUCUCACAUCUCCAUUCAUUCAUUAAAACACGUUCUUUCGCUAGCAACUUUACUACGUCUGCUCUGGUCACGGAGACUUCGUUCUGAUCUGGUCUCCAACCUUAGAGCCGGGUAGUUUGACCACUGAGAUGCGAGUGCCGGCGAGCUUGGCUGCAGUCUGUUUCUACAAGAGAAACCUUGCGAGCUCCUACGGGUUGCAUGCUCUGCCGCAUUGCAGAUCGCAAAGCAGCGUUUAUAACCUAACCAAAACCGGUUCACACCGGCCCAGACGAACCGCGCCAAAGAGGGGAAACGCUCCGGGGUCGAUUCAUCCAAACUACACAAGGUUUGAAAACGCCCUACAGUAGUUUUUAGGACAAUGGGUGCAACACUGUGGAUAACUCAUUUCAGUUGUGAUACUGACAAUAUGUAGAUGUGAUGAUUUUAAAUGAAUUACAACACUACUUUUUAGUGGAAGAAGAGAGACCAAGUAAAACUUUUUUUUUUUUUUUUAAUUCUAUCUUUUGGUGUCAUAGUCCCACUUUGUGUUUCUAGUCCUGGCAUAUUGUUACCACCAGAUUUGUUUUUAGGGUGUGCAGUAGUCGUUUUUGUAGGAUGUCUUGUCCACUAGCUGGUCUUUUCUACUCCCCGCACAUUUUGUAAAUCAAUGUGAACUCUAAAACCUUUUUACCAUUGAAGAUUACAAUCUUUACCAAGAGAGAGCUUCUAGAUUUUUAAGAGGAACAUUUUUAAAAAGGACUUGGAGAAAUGAUAAAAAAAAAUGCUUUAAAGGGUUUUUACAAAGCCAUAAGCGGUUUGUGACAGGCAUAUUUUAAGGGACUGUGCUACUUCAGAACACAUUUUUAUUCUCCAAUGAAAACAAUAGGGAAGGGCAAUAACAUAAAACUGCAGAGCAACCCUGUGAAACAGAUCUUCUUCGUUACUGGUCAUUGAUCAGAAGUCGUGGUCACGCGGGACAGCUUUGCUCCCAGACCAUGGAGGUGUCCGUUGGUGGAAACCGUUUUAAUUACUGUGCCGGGGAAACAAAGCUGUUAGUUAAAGACUGGCCAUCUCUUCGCCUCAGUGUUGUCUGCAGAUCUAAUACUGUCCUGUAUAUGCUGAUGAUGACGAUUUAAAUUAUUGUGAAGUAACGAUGGAUUGUGGAGAUUUGAAGAGUCACAGUUUUCUGUAAAUGAUCUGUUGCUGCAAUAAAAGGUUUGGGACAACA